CCAUUCGUGAAAAAUGGAAUCGUCUGUCGGGCGUAUCGUAUGAGAUUUGACGUCUCUCGUUCUCGUUGUGUUUGUCCACAGUGAUAUUUUUAUGAAAGUGGUCGUCCUUCAUGUUUACAAGGGUUCAAUUCAUUUAUAAAAGCUGUUCUAAAUUAAUAUUUCAGUUUUUGUGCAUAAAAAUUCGAAGUCAUGAUGUCCGAUCGAAAGGCUGAGUUGGAGAGGAAGAAGGCGAAAUUGCAGGCCAUCAGAGAAGAGAAGGAACGACGUAGAAGGGAGAAAGAGCAGAAAGAUGUGGAAGAGGCGACAGUGCGAGCAGCUGGAACUGACAAAGACCAUCGCAAGGAACUGGAUGCUAUGCUCUCUUCCCUUGGAGUGGCUCCUGUCUCCGAUGUUUUAUCUAGUCUCUCGAGUAUGAAUUCUCUCGCAUCGGACGUUAGCAAUAAUGCCACUCCUGAUGCAAGUAUGCAACCAUCGAGUAUAACUUCAGCACAAAGUAAUUCGGCAAAGAAAAAAGCAAAUCGUGAAUUAACAGUCGUCUCAGUGGCCCACACAAAUAUUCCGCCAAAAGAGCCAGUGGUGUACAGUAAGCAGACCCAAACAGCGCAAACAGCCCAAACGUCGCACGACGGACUAUCCGCCUCCUCUUCCGCAAACACGAUCUACUCCUACUGUACGACAACGUCACCAACUCACUCUUGCUCCGCAGGCUACUUUGAGACUGACUGGUGGCGUCCCAGGAAAGGUGGGUCUGCACCAAACUACCUAUCUCAUGCAUUCGACUAUUACGACGAGUACAAUCUAAAUCCUGGUUUAGAGUGGGAGGACGAAUUCACAGUUUUGACAUAUGAUGAUGGCCAAGCCGAAGAUGAGGAGAACAGUCUUCCUCACAUGGAUGGUUUCCAAAGCAAGCUACCACCGGGUAUUCUAUCACAUGGCCUGCCACAGGUGAAAGAAGUCCAGCCCGCUGUCACUCAGGUCGAACAGCAGUCAAAGGAAGAGGCGCCCAAAGAAGUCCGAGAAUUGAGCGAAGAAGAGAAACAAAUGUUGAUACUCUCCGAGGACUUUCAGAAAUUUUUGGAUAGAACUAGUAGAAUUGUUGAGAGGGCAUUAGCUGAAUCUGUUAAUAUCUAUGCUGAUUACACUGGAACGCUGGAUGGGGAUGAAGGAAUGGACGAGAAGAGUCACCAGCGCCUCUGGCUGAACCGCUCAUUCUACGACGAGCGUUGGUCUCGCAAUCGCUGUGUGACUUCCCUGGACUGGUCCCCCCAGUUUCCGGAGCUCCUAGCAGCCUCCUACCACCACAACGAUGAUGCCCCCAACGAUCCAGACGGCAUCUGUCUAAUAUGGAAUACAAAAUUCAAGAAAACCACUCCUGAAUUCAUCUUUCACUGUCAGUCACCAGUGAUGUCAACAACAUUCGCACGUUUCCAUCCGAAUUUAAUUCUCGGUGGUACCUACGCCGGUCAAAUAGUCCUGUGGGAUAAUCGCGUUCAAAAACGCACCCCAAUUCAACGAACUCCCCUGUCAGCUAGUGCCCAUACACAUCCAGUCUAUUGUCUGAACGUUGUGGGGACCCAGAAUGCCCACAAUCUUAUAAGCAUCUCCACAGAUGGCAAAAUGUGCUCCUGGAGUCUAGACAUGCUCUCCCAACCCCAGGAGACCCUUGAUCUCCAAGCGAAGCAGUCAAAGCCAAUAGCUGUCACGUGUCUGGCAUUUCCUCAUGGAGAUGUUAAUAAUUUCGUCGUUGGUAGUGAAGACGGUACUGUUUACUCAGCCUGUCGUCAUGGCAUUCGUGCUGGUGUCACUGAGACAUACGAGGGUCAUCAGGGCCCAGUGACAUCGGUCAGUGCGCAUGCUGUCCAAGGGGGCAUUGACUUCUCCCAUUUGUUCCUCACAUCCUCCAUCGACUGGACUAUAAAGCUAUGGAGUCUCAAGGAGAACAAAGCGUUGCAUUCCUUCGAGCACAAUGGAGAUUAUGUUUACGAUGUCGCCUGGUCACCCACUCAUCCCGCACUAUUUGCAGCUGUUGAUGAUUCAGGACAUCUGGAUCUGUGGAAUUUAAAUCAGGAUACCGAGGUGCCAACAGCCAGUGUCGUCGUCGAUGGAGCACCAGCAUUGAAUCGAGUGUCAUGGACACCCAGUGGAUUGCAUGUCACUGUUGGUGAUGAUUCCGGAAAAAUUUGGGUUUACGAUGUCGCUGAAAAUCUUGCUCAUCCACGCGGGGACGAGUGGAACAAGUUCCUGUAUACACAGCAGGAUUUGAAGAAUAAUAAAGCAGAUGAGGAACUUGAUAAACUCAAUUUGAGCUCUGGACCAUCGAGUCUCACUUCAAUGUCGUCUAUCUCUUCAGUGCCGAUCAGAUAAAUCAAGGGGAGAUUGCCAUUUCAAGCGAAUUUUUAUUAGUUGUCCUGGUAUGCAACAUGUCAAAGUGAUUAUUUGUGCCGGCAGAGUAUUAGUUUCAUCUUUCUUUCAAGAUUUUUGUCCGUCUUGAGGUUUUUAAAAAUUUUGUCCAGCCGGUUUUUGCAUAUGUUCUCAAUCGUUUGUUGAUUAUUCGUUCGAAGAAUAGAAAAUGAAUAUUAAUAAUUUUUCAUGCUUAUUGUGUAAAUAAUUGAGAUUAUAUUGAAUUAAAAUUGUCUUUUUUACUCGCUAGCGCUGCAUAAUCGAGGAUUCAUAAAAUAAUCGCAACUAUAAAUAAUUGUAAAAUAGUUUUGUCUCUGGACUUGAAAUUUUAAAAAAUAUCGAAACUGUUCAACCCAAAUAUUUGAGAGAAAGUCCCUGAUAUAAUAUAUUACUCGUCCUCAGUCCUAUUUGCAAGUUCAUGUUUAUUUAUUAAUCAGAAAAUUCCCUAAAAAAAAGUAAAAGCCUCAAAAUAAUAAAGUCCUUUAUGCAGUA
This is a messenger RNA of Diachasmimorpha longicaudata, 2892 nucleotides long. RefSeq names its product cytoplasmic dynein 1 intermediate chain (gene sw). The transcript is spliced from 11 exons. Gene Ontology annotation, cellular component: cytoplasmic dynein complex. Gene Ontology annotation, molecular function: dynein heavy chain binding; dynein light chain binding. Gene Ontology annotation, biological process: transport along microtubule. The coding region runs from base 190 to 2364 and encodes 724 amino acids. The record is from RefSeq and is a predicted model, not a curated record. NCBI's taxonomy places the organism in Eukaryota, Metazoa, Arthropoda, Insecta, Hymenoptera, Braconidae.